This is a messenger RNA of Notolabrus celidotus (New Zealand spotty), 4712 nucleotides long. RefSeq names its product phosphodiesterase 6C, cGMP-specific, cone, alpha prime (gene pde6c). Gene Ontology annotation, molecular function: protein binding; 3',5'-cyclic-nucleotide phosphodiesterase activity. Gene Ontology annotation, biological process: visual perception; signal transduction. The record is from RefSeq and is a predicted model, not a curated record. Bases 1 to 2565 code for a protein of 854 amino acids. NCBI's taxonomy places the organism in Eukaryota, Metazoa, Chordata, Actinopteri, Labriformes, Labridae. The transcript is spliced from 22 exons.
AUGGCAGAUAAGGAUAGCGUGGAGAAAUACCUGGAGAACAACCCGCAGUUCGCCAAAGAGUACUUUGAUAAGAAGGUCCGCGCCGAGGCCCUUUCUGCCGCCUUUUCUGCCCCUCUCGACAUCAAGGACACCGCUUCCUUCAAGGAUGUUAACUCUGUGCAAGAAGCCGCCAUCAUCUUCGAGCUGGUCCAGGAGAUGCAGAAACAGACCAUCAUAAUGGAGGAGUCACUUCACAAAGUGCUGCAAAGAGUCGCCCUGAUUCUACAGGCCGACAGGGUCAGCUUUUACAUGUGCCGGUCCAGAAAUGGAACACCUGAGCUUGCCACAUGCCUCUUUGACGUGACUCCGACGUCCAAGUAUGAGACAAACCUGGUCAACCCUCAGGGAGAAAUUGUGUUCCCUUUGGAAAUGGGUGUCGUCGGGCACACUGCAUCUUCCAAAAAGCCACAAAAUGUUCCGGAUGUUUCAGGGAAUAAAAAGUUCUGUGACUUUGUGGACAAACAGACGGGAUACAAGACUAAAUCCAUGCUCACGUUCCCUCUGUUGGCUGACAAAGAGUGCAUUGGCGUUGUCAUGGCACUAAACAAAAUAGGAGCUGAUGCGUUCUCUGCUGAAGAUGAGAAGCUUUUCCACAAGUAUAUGAACUUUGCUCAAGUCAUCGCCCUGCAGCAUUUCACAGCCUACAUGUUCAACGUGGAGUCCAGAAGGAGUCAGGUGCUUCUGUGGACGGCCAGUAAAGUGUUUGAGGAGUUGACAGACAUUGAGAGACAGUUCCACAAAGCGCUCUACACUGUAAGGACCUAUCUGCAAUGUGAACGAUACUCAGUGGGUCUGUUGGACAUGACCAAAGAGAAGGAAUUCUAUGAUGAAUGGCCUGUGAAACUGGGAGAUGUGGAACCCUAUAAAGGACCAAAAACGCCAGACGGCAGGGAAGUCAACUUUUACAAGAUUAUUGACUACCUCCUGGAAGCAAAAGAAGAAAUCAAAGUCAUACCGAGCCCACCUGCAGAUCACUGGGCUCUAGUUAGCGGACUUCCUACCUAUGUUGCAGAGAAUGGCUUUAUUUGCAACAUGAUGAACGUGGCUGGAGAUGAAUACUUCACUUUCCAGAAAGAGGCUGUGGAUGACACAGGUUUCCUCAUCAAGAACGUUUUGUCACUGCCCAUCGUCAACAAGAAAGAAGAAAUAGUGGGCGUCGCCACUUUCUUCAACAGGAAAGACGGCAAGCCAUUUGAUGAGCACGACGAGCAGAUCACUGAGGCCCUGACUCAGUUCUUGGGUUGGUCGGUGCUGAACUGUGACACCUACGACAGGCUGAACCGCAUGGAAUGGAGGAAAGAGAUCGCAAUUGAGAUGCUCAUGUACCAGACUAAAGCCACCACAGCUGAAGUGCAGUCCAUUCUGAACACAAAAGAGAAGUUUGAUUCUGACCCUGAAGACUGUGACCAGAAAGAAAUGUACAAACUGUUGAAAGCGACAUGUCCCGCUGCGGACAACGUCAACGGAGAGAGUCUCUACCUGUUCUCCUUCAGCGACUUCCCCGUCACGGAGCACGGCCUCAUCAAAGCCGGCAUUCGCAUGUUCUUUGAGCUCGGAGUGGUUGAAAAGUUUAAAGUUCCAGCAGAGACGCUGACCAAGUGGAUGUACACAGUGAGGAAGGGCUACCGUGCAAUAACCUACCACAACUGGAGGCACGGCUUCAACGUGGGCCACACCAUGUUCUGUCUGCUGCAGACAGGAAGGCUGAGGAAGUACUACUCUGAUCUAGAUGCCUUCGCCAUGGUGGCCGCUGCUUUCUGCCACGAUAUUGAUCACAGAGGGACCAAUAACCUCUACCAGACAAAGAGUGCGGCUCCUCUGGCUAAACUCCACGGCUCCUCCAUCAUGGAGAGGCAUCACUUGGACUUCAGCAAGACGCUCAUGGCCGACGAGACUCUGAACAUCUUCUGCAACCUGCAGAAGCGCCAGUUUGAGACUGUGCAGCAUUUGUUCGACGUCUGCAUCAUCGCCACUGAUCUGGCCCUGUACUUUAAAAAGAGAACCAUGUUCCAGAACAUUGUGAAUGCCACAGAGCCAAUGGGAGAUGAGAAGGAGGCCAUUGCUUACAUUUCCAACAACCCUGUUAGGAAGGAAAUCAUCAUGGCCAUGAUGAUGACAGGUUGUGACUUGUCAGCUAUCACCAAGCCCUGGGAGGUUCAGAGCAAGGUGGCUCUGAUGGUCGCAGCUGAAUUCUGGGAACAGGGAGACUUGGAACGAUCUGUUUUGGACCAGCAACCAAUUCCCAUGAUGGACAGAAACUGUGCCGAACAGCUACCCAAGAUGCAGUGCGGUUUCAUUGACUUCGUGUGCGCGUUUGUAUACAAGGAGUUCUCCAGGUUCCACAAAGAGAUCCAGCCAAUGUUUGACGGCCUGAACUUCAACAGGUCACAGUGGAACGCGCAGGCCGAGGUGUACAAUGCGAAGAUGAAGGCCAUCGAGGAUGAGAAGAAGAAACUUGAAGAAGAGGAAGCCAGAAAAGCUGGAGGUGGUGAAGGUGGGAAAUCAAAGACUUGCACCAUCUGCUAAGUUCCCGCAGUGCUCGGAUCUGGACUGAUGUGGUCUGGUUAGGGCUUAGCUAGGCUACGCUAGCCUAAUCUUGUCUAACAACUAGUCUAGUUGGAGUCUGACUUGUCUAGCUCGGUCUGGUCUGAUCUACACCAGCGUAGUUCUCUUUCCAGUUAGGUGCUGUCCACUCUGGUGCAGGUCAGUCCGGCCCUGGUCUGGUCUGGUCUGGUCUGGAACAGUCUAGCCUAAACUUUAGUCUACUGUAGUCGUGGUCUGGUCUACAGUCCGGCCUGAUCGUUCUCUGAGGAGGGAAGAGUCAGAAACAUCAUCAUGAAGAAGUACUGUUGGGACUCUGACUGCAAGAGAAGCUGUUUGACUUUGAUAUGUUUGAAACUUCCUCCGUCUUCUGCGUUUGCAUGAACAUUUGAAAAGCAACAACAUUCAAGGACAACAUAUAUUUCCCUUUAUGAUAGCAAUAAUGUAAAAAAGAUUCUGACAUGUAUGGUUUGACACCAUGGCUGGAAAAGCUCUUAAACUGUUACAAAUUAAGCUAAAGUACAGAUCCAAUCUGUUGAGUAGCACUUUAGGUUGUACGAUGCACUUAGCAGCUGCUGUUGUAGCAGCAGCAGGCCAUGCAUGGAGGCUGAGACGGGACAAAAAAAGGACACAACUUUAUACUUCUGGGAUCUGGGUGGAAAAAUAUGUGUCUGUUUUUUUUGGUUGAAGUAGCCUGAAUUGUGAAAGCAUCAAGGAUCUGUUAAUGCUGUUUAACAAAGCUUGCAUCAACGGCAGUGAUGACUAGCAAUGGCUGAUGUUCUCUUACCUCAAAAGGCGCUGAUGAGUUGUUUAAGAGUGUAUUUAUUUCAAUAUGCAAUCUAUCAAUGUAAGUUGUUUUUUUUUGUUUUUGUUUCAUUGUCAGAGAAUUUUCUACUUGAACUGUCUUUAUGAAUGGAGAGUUUGAGUGGAGCUUUGAAGGGAGGGUGUUGUGAAUCUGUGAAGAAAUGCACUCUUAAACCACAAACGUGUUGAACUUAAGUGUCAUCUCUCAGAACAAAAGCUGUCAUGUCCAAAAGCCAUGACAAAUGACUUACACGGUAAUAUGUUUUAUUAACACCAGUGUUUAGCCCACAAUUUACGAUACCAUGUUGGUUUGAAAAAGAUCUUUUGAGUGUGCAUGAUUUUGCAUGUAUAUAGUUUAUAACAUAGAAAAUGUAAAGUACAAAUUGUGUAAGAAUACAUGAAGCAUACGACUGAUUUGAAGGAUGUACAGUUAAAGCAACCUUUGCUUCUUGUAAGGAGGCAAGAGUCAGUUAAACAGGGUGCAGUAGAUCUACCUGUCCUGUAAGAAGAUUGGGUAGGAUUUGAUUUGAUUGCCAGCCAGCAUUUGAGAUCCACACAGCUUUACUCUUUAAAUACCCUUCUUACAGAGGAGGUAAGGCAGGCUACCAAAGCCUUACAUGUACUUGCAGAUGACUUUGUUUAAAAUGUGGCAUUUGCAGUUAUAGCAUCAUUGAUUGUAUGCUGGUAAAAAGCCUAAGUCCUCUGCUGUUUUGAUUCAACUCCCUGCAGUCUCUCUCCCCAUCACCUCUCCAUGCAAACUGGAAUUGAACUUGAUUCAGUCAGGCAUGUGAGAAGAAAGCAAACCCCCAGUGAACUUUCUGAAACACUUUUAGCAAUAUCCCCUCCCGGGUGCUAAUACAAGCUGCGGCUCUCGACUUCCUGUUACACAAUGUUAUCUCCUCUAAUCAACAGAGCAUCAAUCAAAGGCACUUAAUCCUAUCAGAAUGGCUUUGGGACUACCUGGAAACUCCUUUCCUGCUGCUUGGGGGGACAGCAAGGAGCUGUUGUGAUCACUGGAGCCAAAACUGUUCAAAACAUUUGUUGAAGCUGCCGCAAGUGAUGCAAUUUAAAUGAUUUAAACCUCCUUCUCCUUGCUGACAUUAUUAUAUGGAUGGUUUCACUACCAGUUCUGUCUCCAGUGAAAAAAUGUCCUCUUGCUUUUCCUUCAAGGAUCCUUUUCUGAGAUAAAAAUUAAUGCACUGUGUACUUUCUACUUAUCCCAUCAUGUGUCGUUCAGACAUUAGAAAAUCUAUCAUUUGACGUAUGAAAUGACCUCUACUGUAUGUAUGUGUCAUGAGAUGUAAUAUGUGUAAGCAAAUAAAGGAAUU